UGCCAACCCCGGCGGUCUUAGAUGGCUAGAGACGAGGGAACCGGAGAUGGCGAUGGAAGGAGCUGGGAAGCCUUUGUGCGGGCUCCCACGGUAGGCAACUCGCGUAGGCUCUGUUCUGCGACUCUGGAAGGUCAGCCGGCCAAGACAGAUUGCGUCGAUGUGAGCCCCGACGGCCGCUCUCUGCUCAUCGUUGCGACAGAUCUUAUACACAUCGUCCCAGCAUUGUUGAUUCAAUCAACUACGACGGUGAAGGCUCGAUCAUGCCGGACUAUCUCGCAGCGAUGGAGAAGCGCUUCAUUGAUGCGCGAUGGGCACCAGUCGAUUCAGGACCAGGCCACAGCCCAUUGGUAGCUGUGCUGACGACGAAGCUCGAGGUGCACCUGUACAAUGCUCAGGCAAGCGCCUUCACAGGCCCUUGGAAGCACCUUGGCGAUUUGAGGGGCUACGAACCUUCGGCAAGGGAGAUUUUUAGCAUUGCCUGGCUUCCGAGUGAUGAGGAGCACCAAGCGGACAAAGGACCUUCAACACAAUGCAUCUUGGUAGCGGCGACACGGAGCGGCGAGGUCUGUUUGUUCCGCUUCGAAACAAAUGACGGGGUUUUAAGCCUGCCAUACUUCGAAAGGAUCAAGCUGUGCGACGAGCCAAUUCGAGCUCUUGUCAGUGAGCCGCGUUGGGUUCACGACGGGAGGCAUCGCAUGCGCAUCAACAUCGCCGCUGCCACCUCGGCGUCUGUGUUUGCAGCCUCACUCGUGCGAAACAGCAUUCAGACGCAAAGCGGUCUGCAAGUCGAAAGGGUGACCGAGGUCGGUGAAGACAAUGUGGUUGGUCUCAUCAAGUGGGAAGGCCCGUACCUACUGUGGACCACGCCUGGGCAGGUGCACAUGCACAAUCGAGACUAUGACGGCAAGAAAUCGUGGUCCGCGUGCCUUCGAAGCAGCAGAGAGGAAUACGGCAAUCCCUUGCUCCCAGCGACAGGUACGCGCUUGGUCAGAACCCCUCUCUCUCUUUGACUGUCGACGUUAAUUCUUACGAGAUCGCUGCUGUCAAAGCAAUCCGAUCUUUUGUCAUAGACGGACAUGCUAGGUUCGAAGUCAC
This is a messenger RNA of Acaromyces ingoldii, 1095 nucleotides long. RefSeq lists its product as hypothetical. NCBI's taxonomy places the organism in Eukaryota, Fungi, Basidiomycota, Exobasidiomycetes, Exobasidiales, Cryptobasidiaceae. The transcript has 3 exons. The record is from RefSeq and is a predicted model, not a curated record. The coding region runs from base 261 to 1010 and encodes 249 amino acids.